Molecule: messenger RNA, 774 nt
Organism: Tachyglossus aculeatus (Australian echidna)
Lineage: Eukaryota; Metazoa; Chordata; Mammalia; Monotremata; Tachyglossidae
Product: olfactory receptor 14A16-like
Exons: 3
Coding region: 42-743 (233 amino acids)
Biological process (GO): G protein-coupled receptor signaling pathway
Cellular component (GO): membrane
Molecular function (GO): olfactory receptor activity; odorant binding; G protein-coupled receptor activity
Source: RefSeq, a predicted model, not a curated record
AUCAGUUCUUUGUGCAGGCAUUCCAUAAGUCCUCCGAUAAAAUGGUCAACGUCACCACAGUGACCGAUUUCCUGCUCAUGGGAUUCUCUGACAUCUGGGAGCUGCAGCUGAUCCAUGCCACGCUGUUCCUCCUGGUCUACCUGGCAGCCCUGAUGGGGAAUGUUCUCAUCAUCGCCAUCACCACCCUCGACCGGCGCUUCUACACCCCCAUGUACUUCUUCCUCAAGCAUCUGUCCAUCCUCGAUCUCUGCUACAUUUCUGUCACAGUCCCCAAAUCCAUCACCAAUUCCCUGACCAACAGCUGUUCUACCUACUACUGGGGUUGUGUGGCCCAACUCUUUUUAACAAUUAUGUUGGCUAUUUCAGAGUUGUUCAUCCUCACUGUGAUGUCCUACGACCGUUACGUGGCCAUCUGCCGCCCCCUCCACUAUGAGGUCAUCAUGAACAGAGGGGCCUGUGUGCAGAUGGCAGCUGCUACCUGGUUCAGUGGGGGGCUGCUUGGGGGGAUGUACUCAGCGGGAACAUUCACAUUAAGCUUCUGCAGAACUAAUAUGAUCCAACAAUUCUUCUGUGAUGUCCCCUCCUUGCUGAACAUCUCCUGCUCUGAAAGGCACAUUGUCGUUGAUGUCAGUGUAGUCAUUGGUAACGAACCUCCACAAGAUGCGAUCGAUGGCCUGCAGACCCACAGGAUGAGGAGAGCAGUAGGGGCAAUUGAGCACGAACCCAUCCCAGGCAGUUCAUGACACCUCCCAGACCAUGUCUAACAUCACGAUG